CAGUGUCAGAGGCUGGCCUCAGCACAGUUCCACGCUUCAAAGGUCGUCAGUGACUCCCUUCCUUCUCAGACUGUUUAAAUCCCAGUCAGUCAGUGUGAGACCACAGACAGGACAACUGGCGUGGUGUUUUCCAAACCUUCACCGUAACACAGAGUGCAAACUCAGGCUCAACACUGCACCACAGCUUCAACACUGCACCACCAGGCUCAACACUGCACCACCAGGCUCAACACUGCACCACCAGGCUCAACACUGCAGCCCAGCCAUGAGCAGCACCAAACAACUCGACAACAGGAGCGGAGACAAUGCAACCAAGAAGAAGUGCCCCUUGGCCAUGGGGCUGGAGGGCAUUGCCCCCCUGGUGCGCACUGUUGAGGAGAUCCCUGAGCCCAUCACCACGGUGAUCAAGGGGAACAUCCCAUCCUGGAUCAAUGGAAGCUUCCUGCGGAAUGGGCCCGGAAGGUUUGAGUUCGGCAAAGACAACUUCAACCACUGGUUUGACGGAAUGGCCUUGAUGCACCGCUUCUACAUCCAUGACGGUGAGGUGACCUACAGCAGCCGCUUCCUGCGCAGCGACUCCUACGUGCGUAAUUCUGAGAAAGACCGCAUUGUGGUGUGUGAGUUUGGAACCAUGGCCAUGCCUGACCCCUGCAAGAACUUCUUUUCUCGAUUCUUAUCCCGCUUCAAGAUUCCCAAGGCCACAGACAAUGCCAGUGUGAACUUUGUGAAGUACAAGGGUGACUAUUAUGUAAGCACAGAGACCAACUACAUGCGGCGGGUGGAUCCACAGAGCCUGGAGACCAAGGAGAAGGUGGACUGGUCUAAAUACAUUGCAGUAAACUCCGCCACAGCCCAUCCUCAUUAUGACCGUGAAGGGGCCUCGUACAACAUGGGCAACUCCUAUGGCAAGGGCGUUUUAUAACUCCAUGUGCAGAAACCUUCCACGGAGAUACGUCCUACCCCUGACGGUAACUGAUGACACACCCAGCGACCAAAACCUUGUCACUCUGCCUUUCUGUCAAGCAACUGCAGUCAAGACUGGGUGUGGAAAGGUGCUUUGUACACACGAGGAACUCUAUGAUGAAGAGCUGUUCCAGUACGGUGGCCUGGAGUUCCCACAGAUCAACUAUGCCCAUUACAACGCGCGUCCUUACCGCUACUACUACGCAUGCGGCUUCGGACACCUGUUCAGCGACUCCCUGCUGAAGAUGGAUCUGGAGACCAAGAAACUUAAGGCAUGGCGUCACCCUGGUCUGUUCCCAUCUGAGCCUGUGUUUGUUCCUGCGCCCAACGCAACCGAGGAGGACGAUGGUGUGGUCAUGUCCGUCAUCAUCACACCCAGAACUGAGAAAAGCACGUUCCUGCUGAUUCUGGAUGCCAAGACUUUCACGGAGCUGGGCCGGGCAGAGGUUCCAGUCAACAUUCCAUUUGGAACUCAUGGAGUAUUCAAUGAGAUGCACUGAAAAUGCUAACGUCACAACCCCUUCAGCAUUCUGCUUAUGAAAUUACUCCAUCCAUGGAUGUCUUUUCUGAUGCUGUUAAAUUAACAUCUCUAACUACUGCAGUACUCUUGGACCAUUUUCGGUACAGCCAGAGGAGGAAGGCCCUCUCCUCUGAGUCUUGUUCCUCUUGAGGCUAAGACUCUCGAGGUUUGUUCCUUCUAGGGAGUUUUCCCCUGCCACUGUACUUCUGCUGCUUGCUAUUUGGGGUCUAGGCUGGGGUUCUAUAAUAAUAAUAACAAUAAUAAUGAAGUAAUACAUUGGAUUUUUAUAGCACUAUGAAGUAUUUUGUACCAACUGCUAAGGUAGAAAGGCUUUAUAAAUACAUCUAAUUGAUUUAUUGAUAUCACAGAACUGAGGAGAACCAGUUCCUCAGACCCUGUUAAAAUGUCAGUCUGUAGACACAUCUAUCUAUGUCAUAUCCUUAUCAAAAGGUACCCUGCUUUGUAAAGUAAAUGAUGUUGGUGACUGA
This is a messenger RNA of Salvelinus sp. IW2-2015, 1971 nucleotides long. Lineage: Eukaryota; Metazoa; Chordata; Actinopteri; Salmoniformes; Salmonidae. The record is from RefSeq and is a predicted model, not a curated record.